AUGGAUCUGAACCAAGACGGUAUCAUCUCUCCAUCUGAAGUUGCAGUCGCAGCGCGAUCCUUUCUCAAUGCUCCUCUGUUUGGGGAGGAAGAUGGCAAGCACUGGCUACAGGCAGUGCUGCCUGGCCGAAACCUCACGGUUCACUGGCUGAAAUCGAAUUUGGACCUCUUCGCCCUUGGCACUUUGGCUGCGCUGCAGCGGCUCCUGGCGACGGCGCCCUGGAAGUUCUCGCGCUUCUCGUGGCAGGCGCCGCUGCAUUCGACGGCGUUGACGACGCUGCGGCAACGCCUGGCGCGGGCGGUGGAGGGGCUGGCGGGUAGCGAUGCGGAGCAAGGGAUGGAGGUGGAGCCGAUGCAGGUGAUACGUUAUGUGGCGGGUGGGCACUACGCUCAACACUCUGACAGCGGCUGGCCUGGGCACCGUGAUGUCUCUGUGCUUCUCUACCUGCGCGCGCCAAAUGGUGGCGGUGAAACCUGUUUGCUGCCAAACUCAUGGAAUUUCACCACCUUGGCGCAUAUCUCCCCAGGUCGCUAUCGCAAGCACUGUGCGAAGAUCUUUGCUGCAGCCGGCGGCAGCUGCAAAGCAAGCUCCUGGCCUGGCGUUCUGACUGGAAGAUGGACGGCUCGUUGGAGGUGCCUGGAGCACACGUGGCGUGCCCUGUGUUGGCAGGAGAGAAGUGGGUCGUCAGCGCGUGGAUCAGCCAACCCUGCCGCCCCGGCCAAGUCUGCGCUCUUGAAAAAAGUGACCCGAGUGGAGUGCGACUCGCCCGGGAAGCUGUUCCCCAGCUUGACGACCUUUCCGAUGAUUCUGACCAUUGUUGGAGUCUUCUGCGUUGCAGAACUUCCGAGGCUCUCGGAGUUCUGGCAGGUGCUGGUCGCGGUGGCAUCCGGGCUGCUGCUGCUUGGAGCGAUCUGCGGAUUUCUUCAGGCCAUGGCUGCAGAGCCGGGGGUCCAGCUGCGACGUUCGCUCUUGCCCGCCCUGACGCUGGCCCGAGACGGUCGUGAAACAGCGUUGAACCUUUGCCGGAUGUAUGCGUCAAUCAGCAGGCCGCCUGGUCGCCCCGUGGAAGUGGAAGAGCGCAAGAAGGCGCAGGCAAACUUUGCUAAAGAGAUGGUGGGGAAAAUCGAGCAGAUGCCAUGCCUCGAGGAGGACGGUGAGCUCGAGGACGACGAGAUGGCCCGAACAGUGGGAAAGGUGGAACAAUUCUGGGAUGAAGUCAUGAACGAUCAACGUUUGCGCCAUCUCAAGCACUGCCCGGCGCACCCGGCGUACCUGGAGGGGUCCAGAAUGGCUGGCGAGGAAUUGGUUGUGGUUGGAAAGUUGACGUCCGUCGUUUCCCGAGGACCUCGCAUUGCAAAAUCUGCGACAACUGUGUGUCCGGCGCCCCCAGGGAAGGGCAACUGA
Messenger RNA from Cladocopium goreaui, 1404 nucleotides. NCBI's taxonomy places the organism in Eukaryota, Dinophyceae, Suessiales, Symbiodiniaceae. The record is from the annotation of a GenBank genome assembly.